AAACUGGUAAAGAAGAGAAGAAAAAGAAAAACGCGUUUUUUGGUAUCCUGCUUCCUUAUCUAUACUUGCUCUGAUAUGAUUUGAUUUGAUAUGCACAAAUAAUUUCCUUUUUUGGGUUGCCUUGCCCGAUGAUCUCUUACCACUCACAUUAAAGAUCCUUCUUUAUGACUUAUGGGACCUUUGAAGCAGACAACUGGAAGCUUGUUUUCGAAGAGCUAUACAGCAGAAAAAGUCUUUUUUGUUGCCAUGGCAUUCAGGGGUUGUGACAUUUCUUGUUCCUGAAAGCUGCUUGUUGCCAUGUCAAGCAUGUCAAAAAUUAAUUUUAUUGUAUUCGUCGCGUCACCCGUUUUGGCCAAUUCCGAGCGGAAUGGCGGCUGUUCUCGCGAAGAGAUUCGCAAAGCUUUUCUCACACAAUUGCAACCAGCACAAUGUAAAGACUCCUGGCAACACGUACAUACCAGGCCCUUGUCUUUCUGCGGCUCUGUGGCUAAGUUACGAUACUUUUCGUGCAGGGUCUCCAUUGUACUUUGCUAUCAUACUCGGCCUCCAUAUGCACAGACCGUUCGUGCUGGCCGUGAAAAUAAAAUUGGGGGUGUAGGGAGUGUGUGGGGGG
Messenger RNA from Zychaea mexicana, 613 nucleotides. RefSeq lists its product as uncharacterized. The coding region runs from base 368 to 598 and encodes 76 amino acids. The transcript has a single exon. Lineage: Eukaryota; Fungi; Mucoromycota; Mucoromycetes; Mucorales; Lichtheimiaceae. The record is from RefSeq and is a predicted model, not a curated record.